Anopheles funestus (African malaria mosquito) is the source of this 386-nucleotide messenger RNA. Its product is annotated as bolA-like protein 2. Gene Ontology annotation, molecular function: 2 iron, 2 sulfur cluster binding. The transcript is spliced from 3 exons. The coding region runs from base 93 to 353 and encodes 86 amino acids. Lineage: Eukaryota; Metazoa; Arthropoda; Insecta; Diptera; Culicidae. The record is from RefSeq and is a predicted model, not a curated record. Gene Ontology annotation, cellular component: cytosol; nucleus. Gene Ontology annotation, biological process: intracellular iron ion homeostasis.
ACUCCCUUAUUCUCCCCUCAUUGUAAAUCUUCUUUAGCGAGUAAAUAAUCCUUCUUUCUUUCCAUCUUUUACUAUUUUCCUAACCGUGCAACAUGUCCGGCUACACAGAGGAAUACAUCCGGCAGAAGCUGGUCGACAAACUGGAAGCAACACACGUGGAAGUGGUCGAUGAAUCAGAUGGUUGUGGUGGCAAAUUUCGUGUCGUAGUCGUUUCCUCCCAGUUUCAAGGCAAACCACUACUUCAACGACACAGGCUCGUUAACGCUGCACUGGAAGAGGAACUGAAAACGAUUCACGCUUUCUCACAAAAAACCUACACCCCGGAACAGUGGGCCGGUGAAACUGGUCCUUAGAAUAGGUGUUCCCUUUUGUUAUAUUUGAACCAU